Messenger RNA from Harpegnathos saltator (Jerdon's jumping ant), 4663 nucleotides. Its product is annotated as multidrug resistance-associated protein 4. Gene Ontology annotation, molecular function: ATP binding; ABC-type transporter activity; ATP hydrolysis activity. Gene Ontology annotation, biological process: transmembrane transport. Lineage: Eukaryota; Metazoa; Arthropoda; Insecta; Hymenoptera; Formicidae. The transcript is spliced from 17 exons. The record is from RefSeq and is a predicted model, not a curated record. The coding region runs from base 1 to 4263 and encodes 1420 amino acids. Gene Ontology annotation, cellular component: membrane.
AUGGAUACGGAUUCAAAUAACAUGAAGCAGAAUCCUCAGGAAACUGCGAAUUUCUUCAGCCAGAUUUUUUUCUGGUGGACGAAGGAAUUACUUACGAAUAGCAUGAAAAGAGAUUUGGAGGAAUCGGAUAUUUAUCGGCCUUUAAAAGCAGACCGUUCUGAAAAAGUGACAGAUCAUCUAGAAAAAUGUUGGAAUCGCGAGUUAGCAAAGCUAAAGAAAGUGGAAUACACUGUGGGCAAGGACGGGCAGAAAGUUCUGCUGAAGAAGAACUACCGACCGAGGUUGUACAAGGCGAUUUUUUGCGCUUUCUGGUUACCGUAUUUCAUAGCUGGAAUUUUCUUGACCAUCCAGGUCGUCAUACUGCGCGUGAUGCAGCCAAUUCUGCAGGGCUGGAUUAUCAAGUAUUUCAACGGCAAGCCUGGCGCGCCGGACAGCGUCAACAGAGACGAAGCAUUGAUCUAUACUAUCUGCCUGGUUUUAUCUUUGGCCAUCACUGUUAUAAUUAUGCAUAAUAUGUAUUUAAUGACACAGCAGAUCGGAAUGAGGGUACGCGUUGCUUGUAGCUCGCUGAUUUACAGAAAGCUGCUACGGCUGAGCAAAACGUCCCUGAGCCAAACCGGCACCGGACAGGUAAUCAACCUCCUCAGUAAUGACGUCCUCCGUUUUGAUCAAUUAUCCUUAUUUUUGAACUUCAUGUGGAUCAUGCCCAUUCAGGUUGUGACCGUGACAUACAUAAUGUGGCAGAAGAUCGGCAUCUCGACUUUCGUUGGUAUCGGGUCGCUGUUGAUCAUCACUCUACCAAUUCAGGGAACUUUCAGUCUCUUAAGUCGCAGUAUCAGAGCCAAGAUUGCACCGCUUACCGAUCGUAGAGUGCAGUUGAUGAGUGAGCUCAUAGCUGGGAUACAGGUGGUGAAGAUGUACGCCUGGGAGAAACCGUUCAGCAAAAUCGUCUCAAUCACGAGAAUAUCGGAGAUUGACAAAAUCAAGUUUUCGUCUUAUGUACGCGCUGCGUACUUGGCCAUCAUAGUGUUCACCGAGAGACUCAUCCUUUACUUCACCCUAUUAAUGUAUGUUCUUACGGGAAACCAUUUGUCCGCCGAUGUGACUUACGUUUUGGCGAGUUACUUCAAUAUUCUUCAGCUCACUACCGCGCUAUUCUUUCCGCAAGCGUUGAUAUUGUUGGGCGAAACAAUGGUGUCUAUAAAUAGACUGGAGAAAUUCCUUCUAAUGGACGAGGUAAAUAUGGAACGUCCUGCGAUCACAUCACGACCACAAUCUGCGUCUACUAAAUCAUCCAAAAAAAGCGCUAAAGAAAAUCGAAAGCGCGACAGCUUCGUCAACAAUGGAAUUUCUCAUCCCACUUUUGAAAUAUUACCUGAGCGUGCAGUUUGCGUAGAACUUCAACGCGUGUCUGCCAACUGGAUCAACGGCCAACUACCGCCGACAUUGUGCAACAUCUCCACUACGAUCAAACCAGGCGAGUUAUGCGCUGUGGUGGGUGCUGUGGGUUCUGGCAAGUCGUCCAUGCUCCAUUUACUUCUGAGAGAAUUGAAUCCUGGCGCGGGUAACGUGAUUCUCACUCAGGGCUUGAAAAGCAUCGAGAGCGAAUUCAGAAACGGUUACAUAGUGGACAACCCGAACUUACGUAUUUCCUAUGCCAGUCAGGAAGCUUGGCUCUUUGGCGGCACCGUGAAGGACAACAUCUUGUUUGGACAACCUUAUGAUAAAACGAGAUAUACGCAGGUGACGAACGUGUGUGCUUUGACGAAAGACUUUCGGCAAUUGCCGCAGGGCGACAUGACGAUAGUUGGAGAAAGAGGUGUGUCUUUGUCUGGAGGCCAAAGGGCGCGAGUCAAUCUCGCAAGAGCGGUUUACAGACAAGCGGAUCUCUAUUUGCUGGACGACCCUUUGAGCGCGGUGGACACUCACGUCGCCAAACAUCUCUAUAAGAGGUGCAUUGUCGAGUAUCUAACCGGCAAAACGAGGAUUCUCGUCACUCAUCAGCUACAGUUCCUCAGACGAGCCGAACAUGUCAUUGUAUUAGAUCGAGGUUUUAUUAAGAUGCAAGGGAACUAUAAUGAAUUAGUGGCAUCGAACAAAGAUUUCAUUGAGAUGAUGAAUAGCUUGAACCACGAGGCGCAAAAGAAGGAAGACGACGCGAGGAAAAUCUCAGAGAUGUCCAAUAGAAAAAUCUCAAUAAUGAGACGUCCUUCAGGGUUGUCGAUCACAAGUUCCAUCGCGUAUUCCGAGAUCGAAGACAUGCAGUACGAGAACAGUUUGGAAGGCGAGGAGAUGGCUCACGGCUACCUGUCCGCCAAGGUGUACAAGGAAUAUUUCCACCACGGCGGCAACAGCUUCAUGUUAUUUAUCCUGCUUAUGUGCUUCAUCGUCAGUCAAGUUGCCACCAGCGGCAACGACUUCUGGGUCUCAUAUUGGACCAACCUGGAGGAGGAACGGAACAGCGAAGGUACCCCCGAUGCUGAUCGUGUGAGCCACGAAUUCAGACAAAUGCACAAUGAUACCUUUCUCGGCUUGAUCUUCAAAUUGGAUCCGGACGGCCUGCUCAGUACUAAGUCCGCCAUCUACGUUUACACGUUCACCAUCUUCUCCUGCACGAUCAUCACGUUACUCCGCAGCUUCCUCUAUAUGAAGAUUUGCAUGAACUCCAGCUGUAAUCUUCACAACACCAUGUUCACUAAUUUAGUGCAGGCUCGUAUGUUUUUCUUCAACAACAAUCCCACUGGGAGGAUCUUAAACAGAUUCUCGAAAGACGUCGGAACAAUGGACGAGAUGUUGCCCAAAAUAAUGUUAGAAGCAAUUCAACUGAUCUCCGUAAUGGGCGGUAUACUUAUUAUGGAGGCGAUAAUCAAUUAUUGGAUGCUGAUACCGAUCGCCUUACUCGCUAUUGUAUUUAUGUUAGUUACGAAAAUAUAUCUCCGCACCGCUCAAGAUGUCAAACGUCUCGAAGGCAUAACUAAGAGUCCGCUGUUCUCCCACGUGAAUUCCACACUAAACGGUCUACCGACGAUCAGAAGUAACGGUGUUGAUACUGAAUUGAUGAUGCAGAAACAAUUCGACUCGUUGCAGGAUUACCAUAGCGGCGCAUGGUACCUUGUUAUAGCCAUUGCAUCGAUUUUUGGACUCGUGCUAGACUUGUUCACAUGUUUGUUCAUUGCUUGUAUCUGCUUUUCUUUCAUAGCACUAAAUGGUCGUGGCGGCGUACUCAGUGGUGAUGUAGGUCUGGCGAUCUCACAGUCGUUAAUUCUGACUGGUGGUCUGCAAUACGGUAUAAAACAGCUCGCUGAAACAAUCUCGCUGAUGACAUCUGUGGAGAGGAUUCUUCAAUAUACGAAUCUACCUACGGAAAAAUUAAUCGUCCCGAAAGAUCCUCCGCCACCUACAUGGCCGGCUAACGGAAGACUCACCUUCAAAAAUGUCAGCAUGAAAUAUGACAAGGAUAAUCCACCCAUCUUGAAGAAUUUGAACGUGUCCAUCGAAUCUGGCUGGAAGGUUGGUGUGGUAGGACGAACCGGCGCUGGUAAAUCGUCCUUGAUAUCCGCGAUCUUUCGUUUGUUCGACGAAGGUUUAGAAGGCGAGAUCAAGAUCGACGACAGGGAGACGAGCACGGUGGCCUUGACGGAACUACGUUCCAAAAUUUCCAUCAUACCGCAAGAGCCGGUGCUCUUUUCCGAAAGUUUGCGUUACAACCUGGAUCCGUUCAAUCAAUAUGAAGACGUACUACUCUGGGAUGUGCUUCGACAGGUCGAGCUGAAUGACAUCUCACUGGACCAAAAUGUUCUUCACGGCGGCCACAACUUUAGUGUAGGUCAAAGGCAACUCAUAUGUUUGGCCAGAGCCAUCCUGAGAAACAAUCGUUUGCUCGUUCUUGAUGAGGCAACCGCCAAUAUUGAUUCGCACACCGAUUCCCUGAUACAAAACACGAUAAGAACCAGCUUUAAAGAAUGCACUGUUAUCACGAUAGCACAUCGUUUGAACACUAUUAUAGAUAGUGACCGGAUUAUAGUAAUGGAAAAUGGCCGUAUAGUGGAAUUUGGUUGCCCAUAUGAGUUGUUACGCGACAAACCGGAUGGUUAUUUCUUACAAAUGGUGCAAAAUACAGGCAAUCAAAUGGCUACGAGUCUUCAUGAGCAGGCCGAAGAGGCUUGUCGGAAGAACGACAAUCAUCGAAAUUUAGAUUUAUCAAGACGAAGUUCCAACGAGAUUGAUGACAAAAUUGAGAUCACGGAACAGUCCGCCUUAUAGAUUCAUCCUCGUAAACAAUAAACGUAAAAAAAUGUAAUAUCGAAACGUUUUUAUAUAAAAAAUACGUUCGCACAAAAAUUUAUACUGGAAAUAUUGGAAAUAGAGAAAUGUUGUGAAUAACAAUAAAACAUUCGACAUAAAUAGUUAGAGCCAUCACGUAUGGAUAAUGAUGAUAACAACGAGGGAAAAAUUGUGGAAAAAUCACGAAUUGUGGAAAUGCAUUGUUAUAUGUGCGUGUGCUAAUCUCUCAAAGUGAUAUUUUUUCUUCCUCGUUUUUAUUUAUUAGCCAAAGAUUUUUACGCAAACAUAUAAAUGUCAAUUGUAACACGAACGUUGAAUUAAUUGUAAGUGAAUUUUAAUAAUGCACAGGUUUUAGUAAUUGUACUUGAAUAAAAUUAUA